Molecule: messenger RNA, 2469 nt
Organism: Lampris incognitus (smalleye Pacific opah)
Lineage: Eukaryota; Metazoa; Chordata; Actinopteri; Lampriformes; Lampridae
Gene: smtnl2
Product: smoothelin, like
Exons: 9
Coding region: 1-1698 (565 amino acids)
Biological process (GO): actin cytoskeleton organization
Cellular component (GO): filamentous actin; microtubule organizing center
Molecular function (GO): protein binding
Source: RefSeq, a predicted model, not a curated record
AUGGAGGCUCCCACCCUGACUGAAAUGGGAGACUUGUGUCCCGCUCGAACCUCCUCUCCGGAGGGGGAGACGGUAUGCUCUGCUCUCGCCCGUUAUGAGAACACGCUGCGGGAUGCUAUCCGGGAGAUCCACAUAGAUGUCAGUGCUUUCAAACAGGGCGUAGAAUGCCGUCUGGAGGAGGCAGCCAACCUCAGCGGGCCUCUGGGCAGGGCCGUGGCCCAGCUGCAGCAGGAGAACAGGCAGCUCAGGGGGCAGCUGGAGGCCCUCACCCGACAGGUGGAGCUCCUAACCGGGAUGGCGUGUGACCGCAGAACCCUGCUCGAUGGCGCCCACAGCCAGAACAACCAGAACCAGAACCACAAGAAUCACCAUGGCGACGUUGCGGUGAAUCACCAGGAGACUGUGGAGGUGAUCCACGGUAAGGGCCAGGCCCACGUUCACGCCAACAGCCAGGCUCACCUUCACAUCCAGACCCAGAGCCAAGGACGCCAAACCCAGGGCCGCAGCAGUCCCAGCAGCCAGACCAGCCCUUCAUCGCCACCUCCCACUUUCUCCUCCUCAGGGUCAGGGAGUCCCACAGCGGGCCCGAGGGUCUCCUCCAUAGUGGCCGGCCCAGUGUCCAGUAGCCCCUCCACCGCCCGCUUCUCCAGCCGAGCCACCUUCGCUGUGUCCAGCAAAACCAACAGUAUCGAACGGGAGGAACCAAUAGAGGUGGACCCGGUUCCAACACAUUCUGGACUGGAGAAUGGAGACACUACCAACGCAGAAAGCUCCAUGCUGGUACAUCACAAGGCCUCGCCAACCAACGACUAUCCACAUGAGCACACAGCCCCGGUUGCCAUGCGGAUGCCCCACCUCCCCAUCACUGCCACGACCAAAGUGGCUGAAAUGAAGCCCGCCGACAGUCCUAGCAGUCCGACUGGAUCCCAGCCUUCACCUGUCACAGAGGCCUCACCUCCUAGCCAAUGCAUGGCUAACGACAACAACCAGCCUCAACCAAUAGUGGAGACCCCUAUUCAGCCAGUAUCAAGUACCAAGACAUGGGCCUCUACUCCAGUCAGAGCUCUGGGAUCUCCCAGACUUCAAGAAAAGGCAAAUUCAGCCCCUGCUAAGUCAGUGACAUAUUCUGGGUUACUCCACUAUGACAGCCUCAAUGACACCAGCAGUGACAAAUCCUUUGGUCAGGGAGUAGAGAGGAGGCGGGAACUGGUGAGAUCACAGACUCUUCCACGCAACAUCGGUGCUCAGGCCCGCCGAUCAAUAUUUGAACGGCUGGACCCUGAUGUUGGUAACAGCCGUUCCAGCCCGGUAGACUCGAAACCCAAACUAAAGCGAUCUCAAAGCUUUGGGGUAUCCAGUGCCAGCAGCAUCAAACAGAUCCUUCUGGAGUGGUGCCGCUCCAAAACCAUAGGAUACCAGAACAUAGACAUACAGAACUUCUCCUCCAGCUGGAGUGAUGGCAUGGCCUUCUGUGCUCUGGUCCACUCCUUCUUCCCUACAGAGUUUGACUACAACUCCCUGUCCCCUGCAAACCGCAAGCACAACUUUGAACUGGCCUUCGGAACAGCAGAAUUGAAGGCAGGCUGCGACCGGCUGAUCGAGGUGGAGGACAUGAUGAUCAUGGGCCGUAAACCUGACCCAAUGUGCGUCUUCACCUAUGUCCAAUCUAUGUACAACCACCUGCGCAAAUUUGAGUGACGCGCCGGCAGUGCGGAGCAAGCACAGCGCAGAGAAGAGCGCAGCCCUCAGCGCAAAGUGGCGAGGAUGUGACUGACAUCCUGCAACAGGACUUCUUCUUCACAAUACAUACAACAACAACAACAAAAAGAUUACUCACUGUGAGCUGAAUUUAAGUCCGAGUUCAAGUGGAAGAGUUGACUCUGGUGCUUGGGGUAACUGGAAAAGGUUAGACUCCCCCCUGGUGGUAGGAAUAGAGCCCUUCUCCACACGCCACUGAGGACUGCGCCUAGUUUGCGUGUGAAGUGCUUGUAGUACACUUUUGUUGACAGACACAACCGUACAUGGUCUCAUUGGAUGUUUAUUGCGUUUGUACAUGAAGAUUUGUUAGUUGUAAACGUGCAGUUUGGAAAAUAUUCACUUUUGGCAAAGUUUGGGGCGGAAGUUUUGUUUAUGUUUUGUGUGUGUGUGUCGGGCGCGUCGGGGAGGGGGGUAGUUUAUAUAGGGGUACAUUUCACUUCACAGAAAGAGAAGCAAAUAGUUGUGUUGUUUAAUUCUUUAUAAACAGCUUACUUGUUUGGAAAAAAAUGGCGUCAUGAAAAGACACUGCAUUGGAGAAAAAAAAGGGAGGCGAUUUAACAAGUUGUUUUAGUUAUUUUACAAUGCACCGUAGCACUAUUUGGCUUUAGGCAAGAAAAGAAGAAAAUAAAUAACAGAAAAAAAGGAAAACGUAUUUCCACUGGAAAUGUAGGCCAUGUUUUUGUUCAAUAAAUGUGUUUUGGUCAGUGGGUA